AUGUCACUCUCCAAAGGUCUAAAGAGGAAAGUUGACGGUGAAAACAGGGCAUUUAAAGAGGACUGGACAGCGAACUAUGCGUUCAUCCUACCUGAUUUCAUCAAUACAAAGCCUUUGUGUCUUAUCUGCAAUGAAGUUGUGGCUGCUUGCAAAGAAUACAAUAUUAAGCGGCACCACGAGACGAAGCAUGACACCUUCAAAGUGGCAUUUCCACCCAAGACAGAGGCACGAAAGCGCAAGAUUGAAGCACUGACAGCAGGUUAUGCGCACAGCAGCAGGAUCCUGGUGCGAGGCCUCACAGCCCAACAGAAAGUGACAACUGCGUCCCUAAAGGCGUUGCGGGUGCUCGCAAAGCACAACCGGCCAUUCACUGAUGCAGAGGAUUUCAAGGAGGUGAUGGUGACCGUUUUGGAGGAACUGGCCACCGACAAGUCCAUGGAUGGUGUCAUUGUGUCAGUGAAACAGGUGUCCCUCUCUGCGAGGUCUGCUAUACGCCGCAUAGAAGCACUGUCGGACGCUGUGCAGGGGGUAAUUAUCAAGGGUCUCAGUCAAGCCAAUUACUUUUCCUUAGCCAUUGACGAGAGCACUGACAGUACAGAUGUAGCCCAGAACGCGUCUAUGUUAGAUAUUUUGAUGGAAAGGAGUUCAGGGAAGAGCUGCUGUCUCUUAUUCCAUUAGAAGGGCACACCACUGGGGACGUUAUAUUUACGAAACUGGAAGAGUUGUUUAGGCUGCAUUCAUUGUCAUUUGAGAGGGUUAACCUAAUCGUGACAGACGGGGCUCCUGCUAUGGUGGGAAAGCACAGAGGUCUGGUAAGCAGGUUGAAGGAGCACGCCCCCCAAAUGCAUGGACUGCACUGUCUCAUCCACCAGAGUGUCCUUUGCGUCAAACUCAGUGGUGAGCUAAAGGAAGUUAUGGACAAAGUGAUGCGUGUCAUUAAUUUUGUCAGGGGUACAUCAAGCACCCAGCAUCGGCUUUUCCGACAACUUGUGGCUGAGUCAGAAGUGGCCACCCACGAUGACCUGCUGCUUCACAAUGACGUGCGCUGGUUGAGCAAAGGGAAAGCGUUGGACCGCUUCUGUGCGCUACUGGAUGAGGUCAAGGCGUUUCUUAGAUUGAGCAAGAUUAGGGCAGCAGCUGACCACCUUGCCCUUCU
Gymnodraco acuticeps is the source of this 1156-nucleotide messenger RNA. RefSeq names its product EPM2A-interacting protein 1-like. The record is from RefSeq and is a predicted model, not a curated record. The coding region runs from base 1 to 678 and encodes 225 amino acids. NCBI's taxonomy places the organism in Eukaryota, Metazoa, Chordata, Actinopteri, Perciformes, Bathydraconidae. The transcript has a single exon.